Messenger RNA from Drosophila persimilis, 1723 nucleotides. Its product is annotated as UBX domain-containing protein 7. The transcript has a single exon. Gene Ontology annotation, molecular function: ubiquitin binding. Gene Ontology annotation, biological process: proteasome-mediated ubiquitin-dependent protein catabolic process. The record is from RefSeq and is a predicted model, not a curated record. Bases 42 to 1544 code for a protein of 500 amino acids. Gene Ontology annotation, cellular component: nucleus. NCBI's taxonomy places the organism in Eukaryota, Metazoa, Arthropoda, Insecta, Diptera, Drosophilidae.
GAAACAAACAACUUAAAAAAUUAAAUUGCGAAGAACAAAAAAUGUCCCGCAGCGCGAAUUCACCAGACGAGCUGGUGAAGCAGGUAGUGGAAAUCACGGCGUGCAAUGCGGAUGAAGCCAAACACUAUUUGGGAGCCUGUGAAAACGAUGUGGCUGCUGCGGUGGCCCUGUUCUUCGAGCAGGGUGCAGCCUCAACAUCAUCGACGAGCGCGGGUCCUUCAUUGCCGGUGCUGGACGAUGAGGACGAGGUUCGUGCUCCCAUAGCUCCAAUUAGGGAACAGCUAAUACUGCCAGAAGAUGACAACUUCUUUGCGUCCGGUGGGAGCAGCAGCAACCGGCUGUCGCGCGUCACACAGCGACAGAAGGUCUGUCCUCUCCGCGACUUUGCCCGAGAGGCAGCUCUGAUGGAGGAGCAACUGCAGGCCACGGGUGCCUACUCGGACCCUGGCGCCCAUCGAAGGCGUCGUGAACGCUCCGCCCAAAUGGUUGUCGCCGGUCAGGCCAUCGCGCUAAAUUCACGCGUCGGUGCGGCCACAGCCACCGCCACAUCCCGCCUUGGUGAUCUAUUCCGCCCCCCCACAGACAUACUCUAUUCUGGAACUUUGACGGCGGCCCGGGAGUUCGCCACCAAGAGACAACGAUGGCUGCUGGUUAACGUACAAGGCGACAAUUUUCAGUCGCAGACCAUGAACCGCGAUGUCUGGUCAAACAAAGAUCUAAAGAAGUUGGUUAGGCGUCAAUUUACGUUCUGGCAGGUGGACAACGACACCUCCGAGGGACGCCGCUUUGUGGCCUUUUAUCACUGCGCGAAGCUACCGUAUCUUUGCAUAAUUGAUCCCCGCACCGGCGAGGAGGUUUGGCGAAGCCCGGAACCCACUCAGGAAAAUGUUUUGCCAGAUUUGAGGCAAUUUCUGCGAGAGCACCGUGACUUUACUCACGAAGAUGCUCCUAGCACUUCUAAACGAGCCGCCAAGCACCUCGAAGACGAUGAGAUCGAGGACGUGGACGUGGAUGCCGAGGCCUCGUGCUCGUCGGCCAGUUCCCGCGGAACGCCAAAGAAGCGAGCCAAGCUGCUGGAGCUCACCGAGGAAGAGCAGCUCGAGCUAGCCAUCAAGAAUUCGAUGAAUGAAAAUGGAGACGCCAUCAAGGUAGAUGGUCAGGCGAGCGAUGCGGAGAGCCUUGAGGAAUUCGACGAUGACGAGCUUAAAGUGACUGCAGUUGCAGCUGCUGCCACCGCCACCGCGACCGCCACCUCCUACGAAACUGAGCUGGGCAAAGCCAAUGACGAGGUGACCACAUUAAAGCUGCGUCUGCUGAAUGCCUUGGGCGCCGAUGAAGUCGUCCAGCUACGCUGGCCCUCGGACACCAAGCUGCAGACCCUGCGUCUGUACAUUCGCCAAACGCACAAGCACAUCCCUCAAGAGGGCUACAAGCUCAUCUGCGCCUUUCCGCGCAAGUCGCUCGAGGCCGAACACAACCACAGCUCGCUGAAGGAGCUCGGACUGCAUCCCUCUGCUAAUGUGCAUCUCACUCUAGACGACUAAGCUGGUGGCACACACUUGGUCUAGGUCUGUCCAAAUUAAACAGCGCAACGCAUUCUUCAUAUAAUUAUUUACAAUUUGGUCUCGCCCCGUACCCUCCUAUCCCAAAGCUCCACACGAACUAAAAUGCUGUAUUAAGUUUAAGGAAACAAUACAUUGAAUAAAAUCUACUAGGAAAGCUA